This is a messenger RNA of Laetiporus sulphureus 93-53, 920 nucleotides long. RefSeq lists its product as uncharacterized. The transcript is spliced from 3 exons. The record is from RefSeq and is a predicted model, not a curated record. The coding region runs from base 323 to 637 and encodes 104 amino acids. Lineage: Eukaryota; Fungi; Basidiomycota; Agaricomycetes; Polyporales; Laetiporaceae.
UAGGAGCGCAACACACCCGGUAGCAUUCAUGUCUGUUCUAUCAAUUCAGAUGCAUUGGGCGCGGCGUGAGCCAUUGGAGAAAUACACAGCGUUUUGGCAUCGUACGUUUGCCACGAUAAGCAGCGUCUUUCUUUCAGGUAACGCUGCUUCUCUGCUGGCCUCGUAUUCUCGGAGAUGAAUCUCGUCUUCCGAGUUAUACUUGACCAUGAAGAGUGGCGCGGGUCCCGUCUCCACGAAUGAUAUAAAGGCUUGUCUAGCGAACGCCUCCGUCAGGCCAUUCGCCAGCUAGUGUCCAUUGCUCAUCAGCCAGCUCUCCAGAACUAUGUUCAACUUCAAGUUGUCAGCUUUCAUCUCUGCCGCCCUCGCGCUUGCCUUUGCAGCGAAAAGGGCCAGUGCCGCCGAAUCCUGCUCCUGUGCAACCCCGAAUACUCCGGUCGGAAUUAUCAAUGAGCCGAUCACCAGGCAGUGUUGCGCGACUGCUGGAGGAGAAUUGACCCUAGUCAGCACGUGCUUGUUCGAGUACCCGAACCAUGCCUACGUCUAUUUCUCUGAAUGCUGCAGCGACGUGGAACAGGGUCGCGAGGGGUGGACUACUGCUUGCUUCAAUGUGAACGACGACGAGUCUACUACUGACUGAUGUCAGAGCGCGCAUGCAGAUCCGAGACGCUGCCGCAUCCCUGUGUCUCGUAGUAGUACAGAUCCUGCUCACCCGUCAGCUCCGCUGAAUAACGUUGUCAUCGUGUAUGCUGUGCGUUCUCGCAAAGGACUCGCAGAUUACUGGAAAUUAUUUCGGAUCGAUGAAGAUUUUGAUGGCCGUCGCAUCUCUCGUCUGGACCUGUGCUCGAGAGAGAGCUGAAAGGGGCUCCCUUGACACGCAUUGAGAAUUGCCCAAUCUCAAACAAGAAAGUGGUCUGAUGGGU